This is a messenger RNA of Pocillopora meandrina, 5184 nucleotides long. The record is from the annotation of a GenBank genome assembly. Lineage: Eukaryota; Metazoa; Cnidaria; Anthozoa; Scleractinia; Pocilloporidae.
AUGUCUGGGAGAGGUGGUCCACAUACAUACAAAGUUUAUGUUGGUAACCUCGGGUCUAAUGGUUCCAAAGCAGAGCUAGAAAGAGAGUUUGAAAGAUUUGGAAGACUCCAUGAUGUGUGGGUUGCUCGCAAUCCACCUGGAUUUGCCUUUGUAGAAUUUGAUGAUCAGCGUGAUGCUGAAGAUGCUGUGAAGUCACUUAAUGGUUCUCGCAUUUGUGGAGAAAGAGUACGUGUAGAAAUGGCUCGCAACCGUGGCAGAGGUGGUGGGGGAGGGGGUCGAUCGGUUCGCUCAGACUACCGCGAUGACCGUGGCGGGGGUCGCCGUUUUGAUGACAGGGCUGACCGUUUUGAUGACAGGUCAAGGUCACCAUAUAGGUAUGUUCUGUUGUAUUAUGAUCUGCUUUUGAAAGUAUUCCCCUGACAGGAUUGCAUUUGAUUACAAGUUUGUAGUUAAUGUAAGAAUUAGACUUAAUCUAAAAUUCUUAAUUAAGUUUGUGAAGGUUAUUUUCCCCUUACCGGGAGCUUCUCUGAAAUUCUCAAAGGUAAUGAUCUGAGUUUGCCUGUGAAUGAUCAAGAUGGUUUUCCUUACAAUAUCAUGGCAAUAUCAAGAAGACAAUUAAUGAGCAAAGGGAAAAGUAUCAACAGGUUGAUUUUUAAGUUAAACCAAAGCCAUAUUCUCAGAACUAACAUCAUUAGAAUUGUAUGGCAAACAAUAACGAGAGUUACUAGUGAGAUCUUCAAAGUGAAACUGUUAAUUUUGAAAUCCUAUUAGUCCAUGGGACCAGUGGAUGACUGAUAUGGAAAAAGUGUUCAUAGUACUCUUCUUUUGAAGAUAAAAUAAGAAAUAAUCGGUAAAUUAUCAAGCAUAAAUUACCUUUGCCUUUAUAUUUGCCAUUCCUAGUUGUUUUCUUUCAUGCUAGCUUAAGGGCUGGUUUAAUGAGCUGUUGGCUUAAUGUAUGUGAUAACACAUAUGAAAUGUGACAGUGUUGCUGGGACUGUGAUAUAUGGCAAUUUAAAAUUUGAAGCAAUGCAGUUAUGGGCAGUCACAUUUCAAAAGUGUUUUUGUAGUUAUGUCAAGAGGGCAUUUCAAUUGAGUGUCUCAGAAACAAGACCAAAGUAAUAAGCACAUCCAGUCAUAAAUUUGGAAAAUAACAAGUCAAGCUGAAAGGAGCUCUGAGUAAAAACAGCCAGAAACUGCCAGAUGCAGGGAAAAACAUGUGACUGGUUGUGAUUGAAUUUAAUUUUGUAUCUAAUUGGCUAUUAUGGUACAGGCUUUGUUGACCAAUUGUAUAGCAAGCAAACUUGUUCUAAACAAUCAUGUGACAUUUGACACUCAGUUGAAAAUUUAUUUUGAUCAAUGUGGUAAUACUCUAUUGCUGAUGUUCAUGUCAUGUCUGGGUUAUUCUUUAGGGACUACUUAGCUACACUCCCAAUGAUAACCUCGCCCAACUUGACCACUUUCAUAUGGUUCUGAGCCCAGCUUCCUUCGAAAAGGAUUCUCCCCAGCAGCCCCUUCUCCCAAGCCAUGGACCAACAACCUUUCUUCAACUUUUCACCCACCUCCUUUUCACUUCAACCUCCCUCAGUUUUCCAUCAGUUAAUGGUCAUUGUAAUCCCUUCAUGCAUCCUUCCAACUCCUGGCAUAGACCUUGAAAAGUGUUCCUCUACCCUUUUUUUAAAUUCUCGCACACUAAUUUGGUCAUCGCUGCAUUUCAAGACUCAAGGAGUACCCGAGCUGACAUAUUUAGUUGUAACUUCGGAAAACUGCUGGUCUCCUGGGGCAUGCUAUAGCGACGCAUUCAUUAUUUUCUGGUUAUGGAAUUCCAUAUGAUACUAAAGGGAAAAUUCUUCAGUGUCUUGAAAAUUGGCCAUGGAGUGGUAAACAACAGAGCUGUAACAAUACCACACUUGCUUGAGGGUGUAGUCAUCUAGAGUGAGUAAGAUGAAGUGUUUGCUAUCUUUGGUAUGCCUCUGAACUUUACAUUUACUGCACUACCAACUGCAGCCUUCAGUAGGGGACUGAGUGAGUCAACUGGCUAAAACGAGAGUCAUCACAUCGGAGAAGCAACUGUUGCUAAGUCUUCCUAAUGUCAGAAAAUUUGCUGUGUUGUGUCACUCACUCACGAUCAUCGGUGGCAACUAUAAGCUGUCAGUGACCACACCUGAAGACUCCAGAAGGAAGAGCGUGACUCAAACCCUUUUAAUCAUGCCAGCCAAUUUCUCCCUUACGCAGCUUUGUGAAAUUACCAUUUCAGACUUCAUCUUGAAGCCAUAGGUAGUGUCAUUGUUGUAGCUUGUGUACACUUUGGAAUAAAAAGGGUUUUGUUAAUAAUUAUGUGGGAUCAAAGGAAGUUAUAACUUGUAACAAAGACAAGGGAAUUGUGCUGUAAGGGUAUAGAAUGUAUUAUUGCUUGUGUAGAUAAAUAUGUCAACCUGUUCAUUUCCAGUAGGGAUAAGAACCUAAAUUCUCCUUGAUAUUUCAAUACAUUGUUAAACAGAAAGGAAAUGAGAAGUAGGAAAAUUAUUCACUAAGAGAUAUUAUUUGAAUAGAAGAACAAAAUUCCCCAUCAGAACCAACAAAGACAUGUAUUGUUAUUAAAGAGGAAAGUUUGAUAUACAUGUAACUGUCAGUUACUAGGGUGCUCUGUUGAAGAUGGGUACUUUCAUGUCUUUGUGCAUCUCGUUUUAGAGUUAUAGUUGUGAUUAUGUCAUCCAAAUUUAGAAACAUUGUCUCAUCUGUAAAUGGUCUCGUUAACUGUGCAUCAGUCAUUGAUAAAAUAUUUUAGCUUUAGUUUUGCUAUAUUGAUUUGCGAAGGUAAAUGGUAUUACAAACAUUUUAUUGGUCGAAAUAAUUUUGAAACAUUUAUGCUUGUAUUAGGAUCACAUAUAUUGCAAUUGUUUCAGAAAAAUUUUAUGUCUCUGCCAUGUAGAUUGAUUGGGGUUGAAAUUCCAUGUACCAUGUGGUUUUGGAAAACCCCCACUUUGAAUUAACACCUGUGGAAUGUUUUAACCACACUAGGCAAAGGGCUCUGUUGUUCAAAAAAAUCUGUCAGACUUGAUGCAAGUCACAACCCUGGAUAAUAACUACAGCACCCUUCAUUGAAGUUCUUUUGUUUUUAUUUUGUAUGACAGGUCACCACCGCGGCGAGUGAGAGGAGGAAGGUCUCCUGAAGGAGACAGGCAUGUUUUUAUCUCAAGUGUACUUUUGUUUACAAGCACAAUAUUUUGUAUUAUUUAUAUUUAGGGUGUUCAUGCUACAGAAACCAGGGAUUAGCUCUGGCAGACAUGACCCAUUGGACUGCGAGGACUGAAUCCUAGUUAAAGAGUUAAAAUACACAGCCCAGGCACUUUUUGCACUUUUUCGUUUAGAAGUGGUAGUUUAUCUGGGUUUCCAGGGAAGGUUAGAAAAUAGCUUUGAAAUACAGUGAAUUUUGCACAAAGGCAGAUUUGAGUACUUCCUUUGAUGUAAAUGUAGCCAUUGGAAAUGCAAUUUUGUGAAGUUUUUACUUCUUCUACAAUUUUAUCCUCAAGUUUAUACUCUUUUAUUUUUUGUCAACAGGUGGGGAGGAAGGGGAAGGAGCAGGUCUCGUAGUCCUCGACGUUACUAGUCAACUCAACCAUGGUAAGGUAAACAUAGCGUCAAACCUGGCAUUACCAAAUGAUAUCCAAUCAGAGAGCAAUGCAUAACAUUUAAAUUUUAACUGGACCAAUGAGAUUGCUGCAAUGUGAAAUUAACCCUUGAACUGCCAGAAGUGAUUAUCAUGUAACUUCUCCCAAUGAUAUCCAUACAUUAUCCACCAAACAGGUAAUGCGAAUACUGAGAUAUGAGGUGGAAGUUGAUCUAACACCAAAUUCUCAUAACUGAUUUGCAAGGAAAAUAUAUAGCAACUAGAGGGGAGAAUUAGCAAUCAGAUCUUGGGAGUUGAAGGGUUAAAAUAAAGAUAUAAAAAAACUGUAGAGAUAGUACUUCAUUAGCUAGUUACAACAUAACUUCUUUUUAAAAGACUAGUAUGGGAGUCUAGCCAAUGACCUCCUGCAGCUUACUUGCACAAAACAUAGCAUGAAUGCUUCACAUUUGUUACCAUAUUACUGUUGUUUGUUUGUUUUUUUUAAUCCAUAUGUUAAUUUAUCUUUGUGGUUGUCUCAUGCUGGUACUCAUUCAAAUCAUUUGAAUUUUGUUUGUACAGGAGCCUUUGUACCAAUUGAUUGGUGGAAAACUUUGUACACCUCAACGCCAUGGAAAAUGUUUUUAACAUCUACGACUAUAACUUAAAGAUUCUUUUUCACUUAGUUUGCUGUAAAUGGCUGAUUUUAUGUGGUACAAAAAAAACUGAUCUUUUUAAUUUUUUCUUAUUUUAGCACCAAUCAUAUUUUGUUUAAAUGACUCAGUUUACUGAAACUGUAUACACUCAAUUGUGAAAAUGUUGACACCAAAAAAAGCAUUAACAAUGGACAAUGAGACCUCACAGCUUUUAUGGUCAGAUGUACAUGAUAACCACCAUUGGGUGCAUUUGGUGAAUGAUGGAAGCUAUCCAAGCUUUCCUGAAAGAAAGAGAUUAUCAUAAAGAAAGGAUUUUACAUGAGUAACGAGAGAAGUGAAUCACUGAGUAUUUAUCUGUGCCCACAUUCCCCAGGAAGCCAUUGGGUCUCAUCAUCUUGAAUUAUACUUUUUUUCGUAUUCACAUGUUCAUGAAGGAAACUGACUGUAUCAAAAUUACUAUACCUGUGAAACUUUUAAGAUGUUGCAUUUUAAACCUUUUGUUUUGUAUUCAUAUUUAUUUGUACCCUAUUACUCUAUUAAAGACGUGAAUUAAAUUCAAGCAAGAAAUGAUCUUGUCACCUAAGGUUCUCAAGAAAACAUUACCAGUUCUACAAUGAGUUUCACUGGGGUGGUGUGCUCUACAUCCUAGGAUAUGCUUUUCAGGGUAGAGGUUUGAAAGGGGAGGGAUUCCACUGGCCUGUGCCAGGGUUCUGGUUUAAGUACAUAAGGGAAAGAACAGAAGAAUUUAAUAUCAGUCAGAGGCAGGUGUAGUCUGUGCAAUCCUUCUUUCCCACCACCUUUUUUUCCCCUUGGCUUGAAGUCAACCUCUCUUUUUUGUCUGGUCUUUGUUCUCCUUUUCAAAAAACUGGCUGACUAUUAAGCCAAUUUUUUCAGUCUUUUUCACUAGAUUGUUCACUUUUUUCC